UCCCAGACCGGCUCAGUGGAUGGACUUGGCUCCGUGCCCGGCGGAGGAUGAUGUCACUGUACAUCACACAUUAUGAAGUGCGGCCUCUUGAUUCAUCACAUCCAACUCUCAUCUCUCUGUGUUUGGCUCCAGUGAGCAAGGUGCAAACACAUCAAUAGUCCCUGUGAGGGGGAAUCUUAGCGCUCAUAUCGACCGUGACAACAUCCCCCAGAGCCAGUGCGCAAUUUACAACAAGGCCUGCAGCCGCUCCGUGACUGAUUUGGAACAAGUCCAGCGCGGAGCUGAGGGUGCUUAUGACAGUUGUGUUAAUUCAGAAAUAUGUACGGUACACCACUGCUCUCAAUGAAAGCAGCAGAAUUGAUCGGCGACUCCGUCCAUUCACCCUCCUGACCGCCCCCGUUUCAUCAAAUUGGCGUGACCUAUCGCUGCUGUCGUCACGGGGCAGCGCGGCGCAAACAGCGCGUAUAAAUACAGGACGGACCUCACCGCCGGAACCAACCUGGAGCUCUGACUCUCCUCCUCCGCUGGACUCCGGACCCACAGGACCCCUGGCAGCAUGAAGGGUUUCAGGACCGUCACAUUAACUUAUGUACUCGCCCUUUUGCUACUGUCGUCGUUUAUCUCACAGUCGUGGAGCGCACCCAAGGGCUCUUUCCAGCGCAGGAACUGGACCCCGCAGGCGAUGCUGUACCUCAAGGGAACUCAGGGACGCAGGUUCAUCUCAGAGGACCGGAAAGAAGGAGACGUGUACGACACCUUACACUUAGAGACCCGUAGUCAGAACACAGAGAAGCUGAGCGUGGACCAGGCAGCCACCGUCCUGCUCAACUUCCUGCAGCAGGCCAGAGAGGGAGCUGAUGAAAACCCAGAUGAGGUGUAUUUCCAGGAGCUGCCGGUGUGGAAGAGAGAAUAUUUCUAAUACUCUUUCAUACAUGCUCUUUGAUGGUUUUUUUGUGUAAGGUGUUUGGUUUUGCGUGAGAAAAACAGCUGUUUUGUAAAUAUGAAUUUUCUGACUAUGUUCAAAAUGUGAUGUUUUAAUAAAAACAGUUUGAAUUCCUAGCACUA
Acanthopagrus latus (yellowfin seabream) is the source of this 1065-nucleotide messenger RNA. It is a transcript of the gene spx, whose product is annotated as spexin hormone. The transcript is spliced from 6 exons. Lineage: Eukaryota; Metazoa; Chordata; Actinopteri; Spariformes; Sparidae. Gene Ontology annotation, molecular function: neuropeptide hormone activity. The coding region runs from base 557 to 919 and encodes 120 amino acids. The record is from RefSeq and is a predicted model, not a curated record.